Mustela lutreola (European mink) is the source of this 4321-nucleotide messenger RNA. RefSeq names its product quiescin sulfhydryl oxidase 2 (gene QSOX2). The transcript has 12 exons. Gene Ontology annotation, molecular function: flavin-dependent sulfhydryl oxidase activity; protein disulfide isomerase activity. Gene Ontology annotation, cellular component: Golgi membrane. Bases 1 to 2109 code for a protein of 702 amino acids. Gene Ontology annotation, biological process: protein folding. The record is from RefSeq and is a predicted model, not a curated record. Lineage: Eukaryota; Metazoa; Chordata; Mammalia; Carnivora; Mustelidae.
AUGGCGGCGGCCGAGGCGGCGGCGGCGGCGGCGGCGGCGGGAGCGGCGGGAGCGGCCCGCAGCCUGGGAGCCCCGGCCCCGGCGGCGGCGGCGGCCCGAGCCCGGCGGCUGCCCCCGCUGCUCGUGCUGCUGGCGGCGGCGGCGGCGGGGCCGGGGGCGGGCGGCGCGGCGCGGCUGUACCGCGCGGGCGAGGACGCCGUGUGGGUGCUGGACAGCGGCAGCGUGCGCGGGGCCACGGCCAACAGCUCGGCCGCGUGGCUCGUGCAGUUCUACUCCUCGUGGUGCGGCCACUGCAUCGGCUACGCGCCCACCUGGCGGGCCCUGGCCGGGGACGUGCGAGACUGGUCUGCUGCCAUCCGCGUUGCGGCUCUGGACUGCGGGGAGGAGGAGAACUAUGAGGUGUGCCGAGCCUAUGACAUCCACUUCUACCCCACCUUCCGGUAUUUCAAGGCGUUUACAAAGGACUUUACAACUGGAGAAAAUUUUAAAGGGCCCGACCGAGAGCUGCAGACGGUGAGGCGGACGAUGGUUGACUUCCUGCAGAACCACACGGACGGAGACAGGCCGCCUGCUUGCCCGCCGUUGGACCCCAUUCCGCCCGGCGACGUCCUUUCCCUUGUGGACACUCACGGUGGCCGUUACGUGGCCAUCCUGUUUGAGAGCCAUGGCUCCUAUGUCGGCCGUGAGGUCAUCUUAGACCUGCUUCCGUACGAGAACAUUGUGGUGAAGAGAGUGCUGAACGCGGAGAAGGGCUUCCUGGGGAGACUCGGGGUCUCUUCCCUUCCCUCCUGUUACUUGAUUUACCCAAACGGGACGCGUGGGCUGAUGAACGUCGGGAAGCCCCUCCGAUCGUUUUUUUCCUCUUAUUUGAAGUCGUUGCCGGAUGUGAGGAAAAAAUUGCUUUCGUUGCCUGAAAAGCCCAAUGAGGACAAGAAUCCUGAAGUCGUGGUUUGGAGAGAAUUUGACAGGUUGAAGCUCUACACGGCGGACCUGGAGUCGGGGCUGCACCACCUCCUGAGGGGAGAACUGGCCGCCCACAAGGCCCUCGCGGGGGCCGAGCUGCAGACACUCAAGGACUUCGUCACCAUCCUCGCCAGGCUGUUCCCCGGCCGGGCGCCGGUCAGGAAGCUGCUGGAGACGCUGCAGGAGUGGUUGGCCAGCCUUCCCCUGGAGAGGAUCCCCUACAAUGCCGUCCUUGAUCUGGUCAACAACAAGAUGCGGAUCUCCGGAAUAUUCCUUACUAAUCACGUAACGUGGGUUGGAUGUCAAGGAAGCCGGCCGGAGCUCAGGGGCUACACGUGCUCUCUCUGGCAGCUGUUCCACACUCUGACUGUCGAAGCCGGGGCCCGCCCAGAGGCGCUGGAUGGCACAGGUCUGGAGGAUGACCCCCAGGCCGUGCUGCAGACCAUCCGGAGGUACGUGCGCACCUUCUUCGGCUGUAGGGCAUGCAGCGAGCACUUUGAGGCAGUGGCUAAGGAGUCCGUGGGCGCGGUGAAGACCACGGACCGAGCGAUUCUCUGGCUGUGGGAGACUCACAACCUAGUCAACAGCCGCCUGGCAGGCCAUCUCAGUGAGGACCCCAAGUUUCCAAAGGUUCCGUGGCCCACCCCGGACCUCUGCCCCGCCUGCCACGAGGAGGUGAAGGGCGUGCACAGCUGGAACGAGGGCCAGGUGCUUCUGUUCCUGAAGCAGCACUACAGCGGGGACAAUCUCGUGGACACGUACGCGGCAGACCUGGGGGACACCAGCGAAGGAGGCGGCCCACACCAGGGCGGGGAGCAGGAGAAAGGCCUCGCCUCCCCAGGGAAGCCUCGGAGAGACCCGCGCGCCGAGAGUCUCCGUCCACCCAGCGGGCUGCCUCCCAGACCCCGCCUGGCGGACGGCUCGCAGCUCGGCCUGGACGGGAGACUGCGGAGCGUGAGCGGAGCUGAGGUCCACAGGGAGGCGGAGGUGGCUGUGCCCUUCCUCGGGAUGGGCUUCUCUGGCCUGGACAUGAGCCUCUGCGUCGUGCUCUACGUGGCCUCUUCCAUGUUCCUGAUGGUGAUGUACUUCUUCUUCCGAGUGCGGUCCAAGCGGUGGAAAGUCAGACAUCACCGGCCGUCCGUGUAGAACCAGGCGGGACCACAGAAGCGCCUUGGGGGAAACAGCCCCACCAGGCCACCUGCAGCUUUCACAGAUCAGGGAUUUUAUAAACAGCGGGACCCGGUUUUACUUCCAGUGGCGGGCAGGCCAGCGUUUGCCGUGGGCCCGCGUGCCCUCCUGGCGUGCUCCCUGGACGCCUGUACAGAGCCGACAGCAAAAAUGUGUCUGUGUUUUCACUCUCCUCUGUCCAAGGAAAGGGGGAGUCCAGGCCAAACAGACAGAUUUUCCGGGCUGCCUUCGUCCCAAGUUUCUAGAUGCGCGUCACCUUCCGCAAGCCUGGCUGGGGAUUCCGAGAGCCACCGAGCCCUUGUGGGCUGGGAGGCCAGCGGGCGAUUGCACGUGGCCAGCCUGGGCCCCGCGGAGCUGCAGCACGGCCCCUGGCAGUGGGUCCCCGGUGCACCGCACCCUCGGCCGCGCCUCCAGGCCAGUCUGGUUCUCAGAGAGCCGUUUGCGAGUGGGUUUCCCGGCGGCGUGGUGGUUUCUGCUGAAGCAGAAGAGCGUCCCGUCCGUCCAGGGGGGGUGGAGGAGGGUUUGUGACUUCCCUGCCUUGCAAGGAACCCCGCUGCGGGGGAGGUGGCAGAGGUGGCGCCUUCAUGAAUCUGGUGGCAGGAGAGCACUCAGUGGCCACGGGCUGUCCCCAACUGCCUGUGCCCGGCACGGAGGGCAGAGCCCCACACAGGAGGGGUGUGGGGUGGCCGAGGCCCCAAGGGACCUUUCAGGGAGCCCUUCGUCUGUGCCCUGUGGUCCAGCAGCUGCAGGGCCUGCUGCCAAACAAAGCAGACGCUAGGACCGGUGGCCCUGGGGGGGUGACGUGUGUAUGGUCGUCAAAACCGUUAAGGCUGAACCCCAAAUCUCAUUUCCCAGAAGCUGUUUUACAAAAGGUCCUGGCCCACGACCCUGGUCCCCCAGGCUUUGGUGAUUGAUUUUUUACCAUUUAAUGAUUUUUCACACACUGUCAUAAAACCCAAUCACUUAGAGGUGAAUUUGUUCCUGGAGAUGUAAACAGACAAAGUAGCAUGCUCUGCCUCUUUCAUGGAGAUGCUUUAUGACGCCGCUUUGUCCACAAGUGCAGCCGCGGCUGGGCACUCCUGUCACUAGGACGGUACGGACCGUCUUCUCCACUUCGCCCGGCGCCCGCUGUGAUCACGAACUGACACCUGCUGGCCAGGGGCUGACCAGAGGCGUGUCUUGGGGGCGCAGCAGGCGAGCUGUCAGGAGCUUGAGCCUCUGCGGGGAGUGGGGGAUGGGGUGGCAGGGGACGGGGGUGAGAGACGGGAUGGCCAUGGGACGGGGGCAGGACAGGAUGGAGGACAGAAUGAGGGACUAGAGCACAGGGAACGAACGAGGGAUGGGCCGAGGCCAGGGUGGGGGACGGGAACCGGAUACAGAUGUGAUAGGAAAGGGGGGUGCGGGCAGGUGACUGGGGACAGCGACAUACAGAUGAGGGAUGGGGGGGAUGGGGCUCCGUUGGCAGCUUCCUCAGCUGCUUGGCUUCCAUGGCUUCUCCAGAGGUUUCUUCCCGUCGGGCUGUGCCUCGCCCCUGGAAGCCCGUGUGCUCAGCCCAUGUGCUCCGGUGGUGACUGUGCCCCCAGUUACUGAAGACCCGGAACCUGGAAACUGGCCAGAUCCACCCACAGAAUCCAGAGGGGGUGCCCAGCACCACAAGUGAAACUACCUUCUGGUUCGCGUCCAGUGUGUUUCCUCCCCGAAGUACAUCUCCGCACGUGGCGUGGUCUGGGAUGAAGGCGCAAGACGCCAAGGCCAUGACCGCCACAAAAGCCAGGGUCGGCCUCUCGGGGUUCAUGGUAACGUUGCAGUUGGAGGUCGCUGUUAUUCGAGGGACAAGUUUGCGACUCCCUGAGGGGACAGGUUUCCCCUGGACCGUGAGCAGCCAGGGACAGGUGGUGUGCCAAGGCGACCACGGGUGUGUCUGAUGUGUGGGUGUGAACGUGGCCACAUGCCUCACGUGGCCUGCUAGGAAUUGGACGUUAACUUUGGGCAAGAUUUAAGGUCUAUUUUCUAAAGUUGUAAGCAUUUAGAUUAAUGAAUACAAUAGUUCGAUAAUUUAAAUGUGUAUUUAUUUUUAAUGGAAGGAUUUUGAUGAAAAAGAAGCUAAUUGACGUGGCAACAUCUGAAAUUUCUUACCUGUAAGAAAAAUAAACAUUUUGUAUUUAAGUGA